AUGUUUCUUUUCUCUAUUAAUUCACCACAAAACCAACCAAAUUAUAAUAACGAUAAAUUUAACGAUAAUUUAUUAGUAUAUUUAAUUCCAGCAUUAAUUUUUUUACUAUCUUUUUUUAUUUUAAUUUAUUUUCGUAAGAAUAUACGUGUUCAAAUUAUUUUUAUUGUUUAUUUAAUUUACAGAUUAACUUUUGUUGAUAAUAAUUUUUAUUUAUGUACAUAUAAUAAUAAUAAUAAUAAUAAUAAUAAUAAUAAUAAUAAUAAUAAUAAUAAUAAUAAUAAUAAUAAUAAUAAUAAUAAUAAUAAUAAUAAUAAUAAUAAUAAUAAUAAUAGUAAUAAUAAUAAUAAUAAAAUAAAUUAUAAAUAUUUUAAAUUGCCAAAUCAAUGUAUACAUUCAAGUUUAUUAAAUACAAGUAAGAAUAUUUUAUCACAUCCAAAUUUUUGUUUCAAUGUACCUUUAGGUUUAUCAACAAAUGAAGAUAAUUGUAAUAAUAAUAGAAUUUGUUAUAAAAGAAGAGAUGAUGAAGGUUAUAAUAAAUUUUCACCAACAUUUGAAACUGAUUGUGGUAUCGAAUUGGAAUUGGAUGAAAAUACUUCAAGUUUCUAUGAUUUACAACAAUUAAGAGAAAUAACAACAACAACAGAAAAAACAAAUAAAUUCAAUUACAUAAUAACAAAACCAAUUGUAGAUAAUUUAGAUAGAGAUGGUUAUUUUAUAUUUAUGAUACUUUAUUUAAUAUUUAUGAAAGAGAUUAUAUACAAUGACAAUGAUAAUAGAAAUCCUUUGAAAAAAAGAAUACUAUCAUUCAUCAUAUUUGCUUUACUUUUCUCAAUUACAAGUAUACUUUUCAUUGCAAUAAAACAGAAAAAGGAUGAACUUAUUAAAGUGGGAACUGAAGAUGAUGAAUUAUUUUUACAAUCUGUUAAAUCUGAAUUAAAUAGAGCAAAUUAA
Messenger RNA from Dictyostelium discoideum AX4, 951 nucleotides. RefSeq lists its product as hypothetical. The coding region runs from base 1 to 951 and encodes 316 amino acids. The transcript has a single exon. The record is from RefSeq and is a predicted model, not a curated record. Lineage: Eukaryota; Evosea; Eumycetozoa; Dictyosteliales; Dictyosteliaceae.